Cheilinus undulatus (humphead wrasse) is the source of this 4007-nucleotide messenger RNA. It is a transcript of the gene rrbp1a, whose product is annotated as ribosome binding protein 1a. The transcript has 27 exons. The record is from RefSeq and is a predicted model, not a curated record. Gene Ontology annotation, cellular component: endoplasmic reticulum membrane. Gene Ontology annotation, biological process: protein transport. NCBI's taxonomy places the organism in Eukaryota, Metazoa, Chordata, Actinopteri, Labriformes, Labridae. The coding region runs from base 232 to 3528 and encodes 1098 amino acids.
CACGUCUAGCCAGCUCGAAGUGCCACGACUUCACAGCAGACUACGGAUUCUCCAGCGGAGUGAGGAGGGGGAUAGGACUGGAAAAAAGCUAGUUAGCUGAAAAGCUGGGCAAAUAGUUAAAUUUUUACAAAGUCACUUCGUCUUUCAGUCUUAACGUUUCCCCCUCUCUUCAUUCCCGUUAACGCAAGCACACGUAGCUCCAUCACAGCCGAGGUCAGCUGAAACUCAAAAAUGGAUAUCUACGACCCCCAGACUCUUGGGAUAGUGGUGUUUGGUGGAUUCAUGGUGAUCUCUGCUCUUGGCAUUGCUCUCGUCUCCACCUUCUCCAUGAAGGAGACGUCGUAUGAGGAGGCUCUGGCUAAACAACGAAGGGAGCUGGGUAAGAUGCAGUCAGCUCGCUCUGACAAAAAGAAGAAGGACAAAGUAUCUGAGAAGAAGAGCCGCGGGAAGAAGAAGGAAGAAAAGCCAAACGGAAAGAUCCCAGAGCCUGAAAAGGCUCCAGAAGAGGCUGAAGUCGAAGCUGUUGUUGAAUCUGUUGCUGCACCAGUUGCAGCUUCUGCUCCUGAACCUGAACCUGUCCCCGUUCCUGCUGUUGAGGUGAAACCAGCAGCAGCCCCAGCACCAGUUGAAACCCAGGUAAAGGCUGCAGCUGAACCAAGCCCUGCUCUCGCUGAUCCCUCACCUGCACCCUCCCCAAAAGAGAAAAAGAAGAAGAAGGUGGCCAAGGUGGAGCCAGCCUCCAGCCAGCCAGCUCCUGCCCCAGCACCAGUCAAGCCCUCCGCAGCUCCUGCAGCAACCCAGGCUCCUGUGUCUGCCAAAGCAUCCGCCCCAUCCUCUGCUUCUGCCCCAGCCAAGAAUGCCCCUGCUGCAGCGAAGCCUGCUCCUGCCCCUGCAUCAGCAAAAUCUGCCCCUGCCCCAGCCAAGUCUGCCCCUGCACCAGCCAAGUCCGCUGCUGCCCCAGCCAAGUCUACUCCAGCUCCAUCCAAGACCGCCCCGGUGCUGGAGGCCGUCACUAAAGAAGUCCCGGUGCUGGCAGUGCCUCCGGUGGGAUCUCAGCCGGCUCCUGCUGCUGGAGUGAAAACACAAGAGUCGAAGAAGAAGGGGUCCAAGAAGAAGGCUGAGCCUGCAGCAGCAGCAGACUCUGCAGAUGCCCCCCUCUACCUGCCCUACAAGGCUCUGGUGUCCACUGUCAGCAGCAUGGUGUUCAGUGAGGGAGAGGCUCACAGGCUCAUCGAGAUCCUCUCUGAGAAAGUUGGGAUCAUCCAGGACACAUGGCACACGGCCACUCAGAAGGGAGACCCAGUGGCCAUCCUGAAGAAGCAGUUGGAGGAGAGGGAGAAGCAGCUGGCAGCAGAGCAAGAGGACGCUUCUGCAGCAAAGAACCGCCUCAGAGAACUCACCAAGGAGCUUUCUGCAGAGAAGUCAAAGGUGGCCAGCGUGGAGACGAGGCUGAGCGCCCAGCUCAGUAAGAGGGAGCAAGAAAUGAUCGCUCUGCAGGCUCGUAUGCAGGCCAGUUACCAGGACCAUAUAGCUCAGACUCAGGCACUCAAUGCAAAGAUUCUCAGCAUUCAGGACCAACUUGAAAAGGGCCCGAAUGCCCAGCUGGCUCGUCUGCAGCAGGAGAACUCUAUCCUCCGGGAUGCACUCAACCAAGCCACCAGCCAGGCCGAGAGCAAGCAAAAUGCAGAGUUGGCCAAGCUGCGUCAGGAAUGCGCAAAGUUAACCAAAGAACUUGGAGAGAAGACUGAGAGUCUGCUUGCUGAUGAACACAUCAGGAAAGGCCUUGAGGCCAAGGUCUCCGCCGCUGAGAAGCAGCUCUCCCUGCUGCAGGCCAGCCAGGCAGAGAGCGAGCAGGCAUUACAGAGGAAACUGGAGGAGGUGUGCGAGGAGCUCAGAGCCACACAGAGUAAAAACAGCAGCCUGCAGGACUCACUGGACAAGUCCCAGCAGGACAGCAGCACAAUCUCAGAGUUUCAGGUCAGUAUUGAGAGGUUGGAGGCUGAAGUCAAGGAGCGCUCUGCUCAGGUCGAUGCCCUCACAGCCCAGCUGGAGGAGACGCAGGGGGAGAAAAGUCAGCUCAUACAACAGGUGGCCACCAUCAACGCACUGCUGGAAGCUAGUCAGACCAAAUCAGAGGAGGAAAACAAUCAGGAGGUGAACUCUGCAGAACUGGAGCAGCUGAAGCUUAGCCUUCAGGAGAAAGACGCCCAGCUGAGCACACUUCAAGACGAACUGAAACAACUGCAACAGAAGCAGGAAGCUGCAGAGAACACUAUUACUGAACUAGAGCAAAAAAACAAGAGUGAGGAUUCCAGCCUCAUCACAUCACUUCAGGAUGAACUCAAAAGCCUCAAAGAAGAGAUGUCACAACUUACCAGCACAGCACAGUCAGACAGCUCUGCAGAGGUUGCACAAUUACAAACCAGUCUGUCAGAGAAGGAAGCUCUUGUCACAUCACUACAGGAGGAGCUGAGGGAAGCGAGGGAAAAGAUGACUUCUGAUGCACAGAACACUGAGGCUGAACUGACAGCUUUUCAAACUCAAACCAAAGAAACUCUACAGGCCCUCUUCCCACAGAUACCCCUAGAGACAGAGCAGUCUGACUGGUUACAAGUAUUCACACAGAAAGCUCAGGAGGCGCUCAGCCAGCAGAGCCAAGAGUCUCAGACGAGCACAGCAUCAGCAGAGUUGCUCGAGAAACUAAAAGAGGCAGAGGAGAGUCACAGCUCACUGCAGGCUGAGUGUGACCAAUACAGGACAGUCUUAGCAGAAACUGAAGGGAUGCUGAAACAUCUGCAGAAGAGCGUGGAGGAGGAAGAGCUUGUAUGGAAGUCAAAGAUGGCUGACGCAGAGGAACAGCUGAGGGUGGCUUUGGAGAAGAUCAGCAGCCUGGAGGCAGAAAACCAAAGUGUAGAGCACUUGAAGGAGCAGAUGAUGCUUCUUGAAGCACAGCUUGAGAAACAAUCAGAAAAUCAGGGCAGUGCAGAGGAGACACAGCAGCUGAAGCUGCAGCUGUCAGAGUGUCAGAUUCAGCUCAACUCGGCCCAGAAGGAGCUCCAGGCACACAAGGAGGAGCUCACACAGGUGAGAGAGCAGCUGGGCGAGAUCACGAUGAGGGCUCAGCGAGAGCAGAACGGCCCUGCUGAGGCUCAGCACAGUCAGGUCCAAAACGAGCUGAGUCAGACGACGGAGAAGCUACACGAGGAGGAGGCUCAGAGGCAGCAGCUCUCAGAAGAUUUUGAGCAAGCCCAGAAGACAGUAUUAGAACUUCAGGCACAGCUGGAUCUUCUGAAGGCAUCUGCAGAGUCUCCACAAGCUGAAACAGAAGAUGUCGCUCAGCUAAAGGAACGCCUGGAGAAGGAGAAGAAGCUUUCCAAAGACCUCGGCCAGGCAGCCACCAAACUCCAGCAGCUUCUCAAAGCCACUCAGGAGCAGCUGACCAAAGAGAGAGAGACGGUGAGAACACUACAGGAGCACCUUGACGGAAAGGGUGAAUAUGUGGAGCUGAAGGAAGGAACGUCUGUCUGAGAGGAAGUUCGCAGACACUAUGAAAUAAAACUGCCAAAUAUGCCUUAUGAUUACCAUAGUUAUGCAUUCCAAAAUUAUUUCUUUCUUGUACUGUAGUCGAUUGCAUUUGUUGCAACUGUAGGAAUCAAAUGUUUGAUAUUAUGAACAUUUCAAAGUAAGAUUAGAGGAGAAACUCCUGCUACAAUCUUUAUUGAAACCCACAUUCCAUCAACAAUUCUGGCUAUGUCAGAAGUUAUUUAUCCCCCUGCCUUAUAUUCCAAACAUUUCCCCAUAGUACAGUGUUAAAAAGGGAAACCGAUUGUGCGUCAAACGUACAUCAACCUGUGCAAUUACUUUGUAUGUCUUUUCUAUGUGGUUGAAUGAUGGGAACAUUUUACAGUUCGAUGUGUCAUUACCUAUAGGGCCUGCUUUCCUCUGUAGCUGGCUGCCAAUAACAUGCAUCAAAAUUGUAUGAAUGAAUAAACUACAGUCUAGCUCUA